Molecule: messenger RNA, 2171 nt
Organism: Zychaea mexicana
Lineage: Eukaryota; Fungi; Mucoromycota; Mucoromycetes; Mucorales; Lichtheimiaceae
Product: major facilitator superfamily domain-containing protein
Exons: 1
Coding region: 431-1828 (465 amino acids)
Biological process (GO): monosaccharide transmembrane transport
Cellular component (GO): membrane
Molecular function (GO): hexose transmembrane transporter activity
Source: RefSeq, a predicted model, not a curated record
AUUUGGAAUCAAUUUCAGCUUGUAUAUAUAAUAUUGUAUCUAUUUGCAUUGUUGAGAGAUGCUCUCGCCCUUCACACACCCCUUUCACCCUCAGCAGGAAACACUAACAAAGUGUUUCAUAACAUCACUGAACCAUGGCGUCGUCUAACCGUCUCACAUCCUACUUGGCGUUUGUUGUGUUUACCAUCACGUUGGUAACCUCCGCAGAGCUUUGAGCUGUUGUUUCUCUCUUCUUCGUCCCAGGCCCCUUGAAUCGUCUGAUUAACUAACAAUUAAUGUUGCGUUUUUUUAGGGUGCAUUCCAGUAUGGAUACCACAAUGGCGAACUCAAUACACCACAAGCUGUUAUUUCCAAAUGUCAAACCAAACAAGGCAUUCUUAUCGAACCCAAUGACGGGGACAAUAGCAGCGGUCUACCAGGCUGCAUCCGCAUGUCGGAUGCCAAAUACUCGCUCGUAGUGGCCAUGCUGACAGCAGGCGGUCUCAUUGGCGCCUUAUCGGCGUCGUAUGUUAGCGAUCGAUUUGGACGACGAUUAUCCCUUUUCGGCACAGCCUUGUUGAUGGGACUCGGUUCCGUCAUCAUGACCUUUGCAUUCAAUGUAGCAACGUUAAUGGCCGGACGAUUUGUAGCGGGACUAGGCAGCGGUAUCGUCACGGUGGUGGUUCCUGCGUAUAUUGCGGAAUGCGUGCCUAAAGGCAGUCGCGGAUUUUUCGGCACAUUGAACCAGCUAGCUAUUGUGGUUGGUAUUUUGGUGGCACAAGGUAUAGGCAUGGCAUGGUCGACGCUGGCUGCCUGGCGAUCUAUUUUGGCUAUUGGUGUCGUGUUAUCGAUAGCACAGCUCUUGCUGCUUCCGUUUUGUGUCGAUUCUCCACGCCAUCUUGCAUCAAUCCCCGGUGGGCUAAAUAGUGCAAAAGCCUCGUUGCUGCGUCUGCGUGGACCCCCUAUUGAACUCGUCGAGGCUGAAGUUAAUGAGUGGCGAAACGAACAAAUGGGCACUGCAACUGGUACAGGAGGACAUCAUCCAUAUGGCGAUGAAGAGGAACACGGAGAAGAUAAUGAAGGAGGAAUCGAUCAAGAACAACAACAACAUCUUGUUGCUACGGCAGAAUCUGAGCGGCCCAAGGUGAACGUUAUACGGUUAUUAUCGAUGCCUCAGUAUCGACGACCGCUUAGCAUCGUCCUACUGCUUCAAUUGACGCAACAAUUCUCGGGUAUCAAUGCAGUCAUUUUCUACUCGACUUCGAUCAUGUCAGCAGUAUUCCCUCAGUCAUCGGAUUUGAUCACUGUAUAUAUCUCCGUUGUCAACCUGGCCAUGACAAUUGUAUCGGCAUAUCUGAUGGAUCGUGUGGGUCGUCGCACUCUGUUCCUUGCAUCUUCCUCCAUGAUGUCCGUGAUGAGCAUAUUGCUUGGAUGGAGUAUUGAAGCCGCGGGCCAGGAUAAAGUGUCAGCAGCAGCUAUUAUUGGCUUCGUAGCGGCGUUUGCAAUUGGCUUGGGCCCCAUUCCAUUCCUCAUGAUACCCGAGUUGGUGGAUACACCGGCUGUCUCGAGUGCAGGAUCUGUUGGGUUGGCGUGUAAUAUGGUCUCUAAUUUUGUCGUUUCGGCUGGGUUCCUAGGCCUUCGGGAUAUUAUCGGCCAAGACGGCGUCUUUUAUUUGUUUGGAGGUAUCCUCGUCGUCAUGACCGGCCUGGCGUGGUGUAUCUUGCCCGAAACAAAAGGGCGGAGUGCAGACGAAGUCAUUCGGUCCAACUGGGCUGUUCGUCCGCCUCAACAUUAUCAACCCGUACGCUCAACUUCCUCCAACAACGUCGUCGUCGCUGCCGAUGCAUAAAAUGAAUCGAAAAUAUCCCCAACACUUGUUUUUCGUUUUUUUUUUUUUGCGGUUGUAUGUAUGUAUUAAAACAUCCUUUAUUCCAUAGUCCUUUUUAGAUUCCAUCUUCAAUUCGUGUUUGUUUGUGAACCCAGAAACUUGGAAAUAAACUUGAUUAACGAGCCAAAAUAGCACAAUGAACGUAUGUAUAUGUGUAGCCUUUGGGCUUGGUUUCUUUGCCGUCGCCACCAUCGCGUUGUUUAUUAACACGCUACCGUUACACUUAACUCAAUCUCUUCAUAAUUUCCAAAUCUUCCUCUACAUACCUAAAAUAAAUCGUCAUUUUUGAUAUGCCGUUCUUGGU